This is a messenger RNA of Equus quagga, 3942 nucleotides long. RefSeq names its product ajuba LIM protein (gene AJUBA). Gene Ontology annotation, biological process: cytoskeleton organization; positive regulation of miRNA-mediated gene silencing; negative regulation of hippo signaling. Gene Ontology annotation, cellular component: transcription regulator complex; nucleus; adherens junction. Gene Ontology annotation, molecular function: transcription corepressor activity. NCBI's taxonomy places the organism in Eukaryota, Metazoa, Chordata, Mammalia, Perissodactyla, Equidae. The transcript is spliced from 8 exons. The record is from RefSeq and is a predicted model, not a curated record. Bases 358 to 2004 code for a protein of 548 amino acids.
AAGUUUGGGAGAGAAGUUAGGUCGGUGCUGAGUGUGGGAGUGAGGGGGGCGGGGGCCGGCCAGAGUAGGGCGGCCCCGGCGAGUCGACGCGUGAAUAGAUAGACCUGCGGACGGGACAGCCGCGGCUUUAGGCCCUUCUGGCCCCGCUUGACCCCUGAUGAGCGGAGGGACGCAGCCCCUCUCGCUGGGUGAUGCUGCGGGAUUCUUGGCGCCGGGCAUCCGGGCCGCCCGCUAAACCCCUGUGCCUACUCUGUGCCCUUGGGGAACCGGAAUCCGGCCGCAGGGAAAGAGAAGCGGCAGCUGAGACGCUGCAGGGUGCCAGGCGGGGAGGGGGCUGGAGGCCCCAGGCCCGAGGGCAUGGAGCGAUUAGGAGAGAAAGCCAGUCGCCUGCUGGAGAAGUUAAGACUCUCGGACUCCGGCAGCGCAAAGUUCGGCCGCAGAAAGGGUGAAUCUAGCCGGUCUGGGUCUGAUGGGACCCCUGGGCCGGGCAAGGGGCGCCUGAGUGGGCAGGGGGGACCUAGGAAAUCAGGGCCCCGUGGAGCUACUGGGGGACCUGGGGACGAGCCGUUGGAGCCAGCCCGGGAGCAAGGCCCCCUGGACGCAGAGCGGAACCCGCGCGGCUCCUUUGAGGCGCAGCGCUACGAAGGCUCGUUUCCCGGGGGGCCGCCUCCCACCCGGGCCUUGCCUCUACCUCAGUCAUUGCCCCCCGACUUUCGGCUGGAGACCACGGCCCCAGCCCUAAGCCCUCGCUCCAGUUUCGCCAGUAGCUCAGCCAGCGACGCGAGCAAGCCGUCCAGCCCCCGGGGCAGCCUGCUGCUGGACGGGGCGGGGGCUGGCGGAGCCGGAGGUAGCCGACCCUGCAGCAAUCGUACCAGCGGCAUCAGCAUGGGCUACGACCAGCGCCACGGCAGCCCCCUGCCCGCCGGGCCAUGCCUGUUUGGCCCACCCCUGCCCGGGGCUCCGGCGGGCUAUUCCCCUGGAGGGGUGCCGUCCGCCUACCCGGAGCUCCACGCUGCCCUGGACCGACUGUGCGCUCAUCGGCCCGCGGGGUUCGGCUGCCAGGAAAGCCGCCACUCGUAUCCCCCGGCCCUGGGCAGCCCCGGAGCUCUAGCCGGGGCCGGAGUGGGAGCGGCAGGGCCCUUAGAGAGACGAGGGGCUCAACCCGGACGACACUCGGUGACCGGCUACGGGGACUGCGCCGCGGGCGCCCGAUACCAGGAUGAGCUAACAGCACUGCUGCGCCUGACGGUGGGCACGGGUGGGCGAGAAGCCGGCGCCCGCGGGGAACCCUCGGGGAUUGAGCCGUCGGGUCUCGAGGAGCUGCCGGGUCCGUUCGUUCCGGAGGCCGCCCGGGCCCGGAUGCGGGAGCCAGAGGCCAGAGAGGACUACUUCGGCACCUGUAUCAAGUGCAACAAAGGCAUCUAUGGGCAGAGCAACGCCUGCCAGGCCCUGGACAGCCUCUACCACACCCAGUGCUUUGUCUGCUGCUCCUGUGGGCGAACUUUGCGCUGCAAGGCUUUCUACAGCGUCAACGGCUCUGUCUAUUGUGAGGAAGAUUAUCUGUUUUCAGGGUUUCAGGAGGCAGCUGAGAAAUGCUGUGUCUGUGGUCACUUGAUUUUGGAGAAGAUUCUCCAGGCUAUGGGGAAGUCCUAUCACCCAGGCUGCUUCCGAUGCAUCGUUUGCAACAAGUGCCUGGACGGCAUCCCCUUCACAGUGGACUUCUCCAACCAGGUGUACUGUGUCACGGACUACCACAAAAAUUAUGCUCCUAAGUGUGCGGCCUGUGGCCAACCCAUCCUCCCUUCAGAGGGCUGUGAGGACAUUGUGAGGGUGAUAUCCAUGGACCGAGAUUAUCACUUUGAGUGCUACCACUGUGAGGACUGCCGGAUGCAGCUGAGUGAUGAGGAAGGCUGCUGCUGCUUCCCUUUGGACGGGCACUUGCUCUGCCAUGGCUGUCACAUACAGCGGCUCAAUGCCCGACAGCCCCCUGCCAACUAUAUCUGAGCUGCAGUCACUGCUGCUGCCAUCGCCACUGUCGACAAAUUCCUCUGGCCAGUGGGCCCCUUUGAGGCCAGCCGAGGCAAGGAACACACUCUGCAGGCCUGGCAGAAGAGUCCUCUGGGGAGGGCCCCAAGGACCAGAGACCCAAAGAUCAAGACAUUCCAAAUGGAUUGUGGAGGAGGAACCUUCCACUUGCCAUGGUGGGGGUGACUCGCCUUCUUUCCACGUGUGGAGGCUGUGCUAUAGCUCCUACCCAGGCACACACAGGCGGGUUCCAAUACUUUCUGAAGGUCGGAGUUUAGUCUGUAUCUCCAGUAUGUGUUGGUGCAUAAGUUCUGGAUUAUAGGAAGAGAGGACAUCAUGGGAGCUCCUCACUCUUUUGUACCCUACAUGUGGGGUCAGAUGUGGGGUCAGCCAGGUUCUUACCACAGUCUCUUAUCUCUCUAUCUGGAUGAAGACGUGGAAACUCUGGACCUUAUUCAUGAGUUAUUUCUUGGCCAUCUUCUAAGGACUGGGAGAGCUGCUCACCCUUCUGGUAGGAAUAGAGACCAGCUCUGGGGGGGCCUGCUUCCCGUAUUGCCAGUUUCUCAGGGACUCAGGUGGGCCUGGGGAGGCUAGGUGGGUGCCUGUACUUGGUUCCUCUUCUCCUCAGCUGGGGGAGGUAAUGAGUGGGUCUCUGGCUGUGGAGUUGCUGGGUGAGACAUCUAGGAAGCUUCAGGCUAGCCACACUCCCAGGUUUAAGUGCACUGAGCGCUCCAGCCCUGUAUCUGCACACACGGGCACAUUCACACACACACACUCAUGCUCUCACUCCCUUCUUCUCAGGUCAGGUUCCCUAGCAGUAGCACACUACUCCAGACCUGCCACCUCUCAGAGGGACCCAGGAUUACAUCUACUGCAACUCCCAAACCCUGAGGCUCUGCGAAGCCAGACGGGCAAGACACUUUGACCUGGUUCUAGUCAGUUUGGCUGAAAUUGGUUCACCUAAAACUAGAUCUUUUAAAACCAAUUCACUGAAAACUUGUUUGCUUAAAGUUCACUUCACUUAAGGACCAGUUUACCAAAACCUUAAUUCCCUUUUGGAUGUUUUUAUAGACAUUUAGAUGUUCUGUUCUUUUUUGUAAUGCUUUGGGUGUUUCCAGGAUUUAUAUCUGUUCAUCCAAGGGUACUUCUGAGUUAUUAUCAGCAACAUAAAUUUAUCAAAUUUGCAGCACUUUGUACAUGAUGAGAUUGCUUCCUACCUUUAUGGAUAUCUUUUUCUAUGUUAUCUAAUUUUCAAACACUUUUUAAAAAAGUUUAAAGUUGCUAGCAAUAAAUAGAAUUAGUACAGACAUUUUGUGUAUCCUUUUUUGUGUUUCUUAAUCCAAUGCUCCUUUAUAAAUUAGAUGCCUUUAGAAAUGUAACAGCUCAAUAUGAUUUUGAUGCUUUGGUCUGUCUUCUACAUUUCCUGCUGUUAAAAUGCCAAUAUAUUCUAAACAAAUGAACAGACGUGUGGCAUAUUCAGUUGACUAACAAAGGUUAUACCGACAACAGCAAUAAGUGAAAAGGUGAAUCUGCUAAAUCCUUUUGAAAUGCUGCAGAUUUGAUAAAUAUUUAUUUUAGAAUAAUUGUUUCUAGGUGAAUUGGUUUUAGGCAAAUUAAUCUGAUAAUCUUUGAUCCUUAGUCUUCAUUCUGUGUCACUUAGAGUUUCAUAUUAGAAAUGAGGACUCUUGAAAACAGAAAUUCCACGUUUAGGGGUUAUUCUAAGAAGACUAUGCCAGCCAACCUGGGAAUUGAAUAGAAGAGGCCUCCGAGUGAGAGUAAGAGUUCGAUUCAUACCACUGAGUGCCAGAGGCGGGAAAUGCACUUUUUUUGGAGGGAUAAAUGUUCUGAAACUAAAUUACUUGUUAUCCAGCUGGGAUUGCUUCUUCCCAACUAUUAUUAAAUAAGUGAAUACAAAGA